GAGUUGGGGAGUGUGUUCGCUCCGGAGUCUGUACGCGCCGGAGAUGCCUCUUCUCCGAUCAUCUCCGUUCUUCUUUGUUCGAAGCCGCCGACCGUUCGGUACCACGUGCUCCGUUUCGGGCACUAAGAAGAAGAACAAGGAGAAGGUGAUAGUGAUAUCCGGUCCCACCGGCGCCGGAAAGAGUAGGCUUGCAUUGGAGCUGGCGAAGCGCCUCAAUGGAGAAAUUAUCAGUGCGGACUCGGUCCAGGUAUAUCAGGGUCUUGAUGUGGGAUCUGCAAAGCCUUCACUGAUGGAUCGUAAGGAAGUGCCACAUCAUUUGGUUGAUAUACUGCAUCCAUCCAAAGAUUAUUCUGUUGGACAAUUUUUUGAGGAUGCACGAGAAAAGACAAGAGACAUUCUUAGCAGUGGACGUGUCCCAAUAGUUGCUGGAGGGACUGGAUUGUACUUGCGGUGGUUCAUAUAUGGAAAACCAGAUGUUCCAAAAGCUUCUCGAGAUAUCACAUCUGAAGUAUAUUCGGAGCUCAUGGAUUUACAGAGAAACGGGGACUGGGAUGCAGCUGUGCAAUUGGUGGUCAAAGCAGGUGACUCCAAGGCCCAAUCUUUGGCUGCCAACGAUUGGUAUCGUUUACGUCGCAGCCUUGAGAUUAUUAAGUCUAGUGGGUCACCUCCAUCUGCCUUUCAUGUGCCAUAUGAUUCUUUCAGGGAACAGUCCUCAAGUCUAGAUCACUCUCAUGAUGUCAACUCCUCUUCUGAUGGAUCCAAAGAAACUAAAUCAAAGGAGUUGGAGUUUGAGUUCAUUUGUUUUUUCCUUUCCAGCCAAAGACUUGACCUCUAUAGAUCGAUUGAUCUCCGGUGUGAAGAUAUGCUUUUAGGAAGUGAUGGGAUUCUGUCUGAGGCCAGAUGGCUUCUCGAUAAUGGUCUUCUUCCAAAUUCAAAUUCUGCAACUCGAGCAAUUGGUUACAGACAGGCUAUGGAGUACCUUGUAACGUGCAGAGAGCAAGGGGGUAGGAGUUCACCCCAAGAAUUUUAUGCCUUUUUAUCUGAAUUUCAAAAAGCAUCUAGAAACUUUGCAAAAAGGCAAAUGACAUGGUUCCGUAAUGAGCUUAUUUAUCACUGGCUUGAUGCUUCUAGACCCCUGGAAAUGGUGCUUAAUUUCAUACACGAUGCAUACCACGACCAAACUGGAAAAUUGGUCGUGCCUAAAUCUCUUAGCAUGAAGAAAGAUAUGUCAAACAACCGUGAAAUUAAAGAACUUAAAGCUUACCGCACUAAAAAUAGGCAUUUCAUCAACCGUGAAGAUUGCUCUGAUAUUCUAGACUGGAUAUGGAGAACACAACAGUGAACAGAUUGAUAAGUUCAUCAAUUUUACUGGGCUAAGUUUCAACCUUGCAGAACUGGCACAUCUCCUUAGACAGAUAGAUUCAAAGGUCUAAGGUCGUUGCGUCGGUCAGCUACAAACUGAGGUCACACCAAUACAUGUCUGCAGCGAGACUCACUGCAUCUGGUGUUAAUCAUUCGUUAAGCUCGUUAUCUGAAGCCUUGUUUGAUUACUCACUGCAAUAACAGGAUUUUGCUUAUGAAAUUAGUGUAUUUAUGCGGGAUUUUAGUCUCGGUUGAGAGAGAGAUUAAGACUAAACUAGGAAAGAUUUUGGAAAAAAGGCAUGGUUUUGAGGUCUAGCUGAAGAUUGGGUGUCUUUAGUUUAGAUUUGAAGGAUUACUUUGCAACAUGUAAACAUGCUUUCUUAUUAAUCUCAUUCUCUGGGCACUUCAGAAACGAGAGUAUUGGCUCAAUUACUGUAGCAUACAUGAUACUGACAGAAAUAAACUUUAGAUAUGGUCUUCUUGUCGAAGCUA
Vitis riparia (riverbank grape) is the source of this 1854-nucleotide messenger RNA. Its product is annotated as tRNA dimethylallyltransferase 9. NCBI's taxonomy places the organism in Eukaryota, Viridiplantae, Streptophyta, Magnoliopsida, Vitales, Vitaceae. The record is from RefSeq and is a predicted model, not a curated record. Gene Ontology annotation, molecular function: tRNA dimethylallyltransferase activity. Gene Ontology annotation, biological process: cytokinin biosynthetic process; tRNA modification. Bases 44 to 1342 code for a protein of 432 amino acids. The transcript has 11 exons.